This is a messenger RNA of Lolium perenne, 1976 nucleotides long. RefSeq names its product phosphatidylinositol N-acetylglucosaminyltransferase subunit C. Lineage: Eukaryota; Viridiplantae; Streptophyta; Magnoliopsida; Poales; Poaceae. Gene Ontology annotation, cellular component: glycosylphosphatidylinositol-N-acetylglucosaminyltransferase (GPI-GnT) complex; membrane. Gene Ontology annotation, biological process: GPI anchor biosynthetic process. The record is from RefSeq and is a predicted model, not a curated record.
GUUGACGCACAUCUCAGCCCGCCCCACUCAGUCCAGCCAGCCCGCACGCACGCACCUGACCUCGCCGCCGUUGCCUCCGACCACCGCCUCCGUCCCCGCACCGGCUGGCGCCCCACUCGCGGAUGUCCGUGCACCGUGCUGCUCCCGUGCUCCGCCUCAACCUCUGCUUGCCGUCGCCUCCCGUCCCCGCGUGCCGCCGCGCCCACUCGCCGACGGUCUUCGUCCCGCCGUCGCCUCCCAUCACAUCCCAGCUCCCGUCCCCGCCUUCCAUUCCCAGCGCCUGACUCUGCCUCCCAUCCACGUGAUCCCUCUUUCCAUUCAGGCAGCGUGCGCUCCAUUACCGGCAUCUGCUACUGAAUCUGCCUCCCUAUUCGCGCUUCCCGUUCCUCUCCCGUACGGACGCGCGCAAGCGAGAGGCACACCUUCCGACGAACAGCUACCGGCAGCCAGCGAAAGAAGCACGCCCGAGAGAGCAAGGUCUGUGAUAUGGAAUUUCUGAGUAGCAGAGAGAAUAUGGAAUCAAUCUUCAGGAAAUGAAGUAGCAGAAUCGGCUGCAGGUGCAGGCAGAGCCCCAGCCAGCGAUUCGUUCUUUGCCGGAGAGGUGGCGAUCCAGCAAACAGGACAAGAACAGAUUUGUCUUUCUGAAAGGAUAUCUGUUCUGUAUGUGCAAAGACAUCCUUGAAAAUUAUCAUCGAACCAAACUAGUACUAGCUUAUGGUAUUAUCAAAGAUCCAGCAACUUCGGUAUAACCGAUCAAAUUCCUUGUGGGCGAGACAUAAUAGCACAAGGAGGCAUGAAGGGCGUGGGAAAAAACCCGAUCAUAUGUCAAACGAAGUGGAGAAAGGUAGCCUAUGGGGGAAUGCAGCCAGGAUAUGAUGACAACUACACCGAUGACUCCUUCCUUGAGGAGAUGGUUAUGAAUGCCAAUGUUGUCAAGAGGGAUUUCCUGAGAGUGAUGGUCGACUCGGUCUCCAUUUCCCAGUAUCUCUGCAUCGUUGCUCUUGUGGUUUCGACGUGGACACAUACACUGAAUUUGGCCAUUGAUGAGAUAACCCUUUUGAAAUUCGAUAUUGGUCUCGUGCUUGUUGGUUUCUUGGUCCUCUUGCUCACAACGAGUCCAUUCUCGCUGAAGCUACUCUCAAGAUAUGUCCUCAACAUAUCAUUCUUCACCAGUGGCCUCUAUGUUUUAGCACCAAUCUGUCAUACCCUCACUAGGUCCAUCAGUUCGGAUUCAAUCUGGGCACUUGCUGUGUUCCUUCUGCUGGUUCAUCUCUUCUUGCAUGAUUAUUCUGGUUCGACUAUAAGACCUCCAGGUGCACUCAACAACCCAAAGUUGACCAGCAACAUCUCCUUAAACGCAUCGAUAGUAGCAUCUGUUCUUGUAGCUUCGCGUCUGCCAUCUUGGCUGCACGUCUUUGCUAUCAUGCUCUUCUCCUUGCAGGUCUUCCUGUUUGCGCCACUGGUUACAUUUUGUAUCAAGAAGUACUCCUGUAGACUCCAUCUGCUGUUCUCCUUUGCUCUGAUGGUCAUAACCUUGGGUGUCACGUACCAGUUGCAUCGGAUGCUCUUCAUUUUACUGCUGGCGCUUGUUGUAUUCAUCUCGCUUGUUUGCCCUUACUGGCUUAUCAGGAUUCAAGAAUACAAGUUCGAGAUCAAUGGUCCCUGGGAUGAAGCUAAACUUUGCUUUGAUAUAACAGAAUAAGUCACAUGUGCUGAAGAUUGGGGUUCAUUGUAUCGAUGACUGAUGUACUGCUAGUCUUUGUUGCAAGUUUCCAUGUGUAUGUACAUGCUCUUGACUGCUAGUCUUUGUUGCAAGUUUCCAUGUGUAUGUACAUGCUCUUGACGUAACAUGUUUUGUUACUGUGGUCUAAAUAGGCCUUGUAUUCUGGACUCCAGUGAUGUGUUUUUGUCAUUCAAAGUUCAGGCUUCAGUGUUGGAACUAAAUAACAAAACAUGAAAAUCUUUUGUCAAGUCAA